UUCUAGCAGCAUAGGUACCGAAAAGCUUUUUUGACUGACAUAAAAUAUUUUAUAAUCUAAACAAUUUAAUUGGUAUUCAACAAAGAAUACUAUCAAUAUAACUUUUUUGUAUAUAUAAUGAAUAAAUUUACACAUAACCUUUCUGGUACAAGUUGCAAGUGAUGAAAAUAAUGAGAUAAUAAAUAUAAAGAAAUAGAAAAAUAUUACAUUUAUAUGAGGAACAAAAUAUAAUUUCCCAACAUGUACAAAAGUUUGUUAUUCCGAUGUUUUAUUCAAAUAUUUUAAGGUCCCCAUUAAGACGUAUACAAAAAGAAUUUAUGCUUCAAUUCUCUGAACUAAAAAGUAAUGCGUGGGAAAACCAAUGGAGACAGUUAUCAAUAUCAUUUGCUUGCUAUAAGAAGAGAAGACCUGCGGAGGAAAAGGCAAUAGAGAACCAUGGCAGGCAGGUGAUACGGUACUCCCCAAAGGCAGGGUCGGAGGUGGUGGGCAUUUGGCGUAACAUGACAGUGCAAGACCUCGCUGCUGUGCUCAACCGGGAUGUAGAUCAUAUUUACAAAGCCUUAGAGUUUGCAGACAAGAACUCUGACGCCAAAUACACACCCAACACCGUGAUCCACAAUCCGCAGAUAGUUCGUGACAUUGUCAAGAUCUGCGGCUGCCGGUUUAAAACAGUGCCGCCUCCCGACCAAGAGGCUGAGGAGGAAGAGAACAAAGACGCGGUCCCAGCGCCCCCCGCGCCCCCCGAGGCGCUGCGGCCGCGGCCCCCCGUGGUGUGCGUGAUGGGCCACGUGGACCACGGCAAGACCACGCUGCUGGACGCGCUGCGAGACACCUCAGUAGUCGACCAGGAGUUCGGGGGGAUCACGCAGCAUAUCGGGGCUUUUGAAGUGAAGCUGGCCAGCGGCGAGCGCGUGACGUUCGUGGACACGCCGGGCCACGCCGCCUUCUCGCGCAUGCGCGGCCGCGGCGCCUCGGCCACCGACGUGGUGGUGCUGGUGGUGGCGGCCGACGACGGCGUCAUGGACCAGACCGUGGAGUCCAUACGCAUGGCCAGGGACGCCAACGUGCCCAUCCUGGUGGCGGUCAACAAGGUGGACAAGCCGGGUGUGAACAUUGAAGCCACGCUGCGCUCGCUGGCGCAGCACGGCGUGGUGUGUGAGGCGCUGGGCGGCGACGUGCAGGCCAUCCCCGUGUCGGCGCUGAAGAGGCAGAACCUGGACACGCUGGUGGAGGCGCUGACGCUGCAGGCGCAGCUCAUGGAGCUGCGGGCCGACCCCCAGGGGCUCGUGGAGGGCGUGGUGCUGGACGCGCAGCUGGACCCGCGCACCGGCAAGCGGGCCACGGUGCUGGUGCGGCGGGGCACGCUGCGGCGCGGCUGCGUGCUGGUGGCCGGCGCCGCCUGGGCGAAGGUGCGCGUCCUCCUGUCGGCGGAGGGCCGGCCGCUGCCGCAGGCGGGCCCGGCCACGCCCGCCUGCGUGCUGGGCUGGCGGCAGCUGCCGGCCGCCGGGGACGUCGCGCUCGAGGUCAGCUCCGAGAAACGCGCAAACGAGGUAAUGCGCUGGCGGCACAACCAGCGCAUGAAGGAGAAGCAAGCGACGGACCUGCCGGCCAUCGAGGAGAAGGAGGCGCUGCACCAGCAGCAGUACCAGCAGCAGCUGGCGCACAAGCGCGCGCUGGGCCGCGUGCGGCUGCGGCCGGCCGGGCCUCGCGGCAAGAUGCUGCGGCCCGACCUGCACCCCACGCUGGCCCUGCUCGUCAAAGGUGACGUGGACGGGUCGGUGGAGGCGAUCCUGGACAUCCUGGAGACCUACGACGAGCACGAGCGCGUGCGCAUGGACCUCGUGCACUAUGGAGUCGGCCCUGUCACGCCCAACGACAUAGAGAUAGCGGAAGCGUUCAACGCAGUGAUCUACGCGUUCAACGUGGAGUGUAGCGCGGCGCUAGCGGCGGAGGCGAAGAAGAAGAACAUCGAGAUCAAGCAGCACAACGUCAUCUACAAGCUGGUGGACGACGUCAAGCUGCAGCUCAGCGCCCGCAUCCCCGUCACGCAGCGCGAGGAGAUCCUAGGUGAAGCGAACGUUUUGCAGCAGUUUUCAGUGUCGGAGGGCAAGAAGCGCGUGCCGGUGGCGGGCUGCCGCUGCGUCAAGGGCUCGCUGCAGCGGAACGCGAGGUACAGGCUCAUCAGGAACGGACAGGUCAUCUAUGAUGGUAAAUUAGCAUCAAUGAAGCACCUGAAGGAGGAGGUGACGACGGUCAAGCGCGAGCAGGAGUGCGGCCUGCGGCUGGAGGACGCGGCCGUGGCCGUGCGGCCGGGGGACACGCUCGUGUGCUACGCCACGAGGGACGCCGCCGCCGCCACCGGCUGGGACCCCGGCUUCUAGGGGCUACGCUCGUGUACUGCUGCACUUGUAUACUAAAUGUUUAUUAUUACUUUA
This is a messenger RNA of Pectinophora gossypiella (pink bollworm), 2435 nucleotides long. It is a transcript of the gene mIF2, whose product is annotated as translation initiation factor IF-2, mitochondrial. The coding region runs from base 264 to 2381 and encodes 705 amino acids. Gene Ontology annotation, molecular function: GTPase activity; GTP binding; translation initiation factor activity. Gene Ontology annotation, biological process: translational initiation. The record is from RefSeq and is a predicted model, not a curated record. NCBI's taxonomy places the organism in Eukaryota, Metazoa, Arthropoda, Insecta, Lepidoptera, Gelechiidae. The transcript has 15 exons.